CGCACCACAACUUGCUACGAUGGGUUUCCUAAGUAUAAGACUACAUCUUUCGCCUAAGCCUAUUUUCUAUCAGCCACAAUCAGCUAUCAACCGAUCGCGUUCAUCACACUUCUUCACCCGCCGCAAACAAUCAACACUCGAAACAUCAACACUCGAAACCAUCCAAACAAGCAUCUCUUCUUGAACAUCAAGAUGCUCUUCAACACUCAAAUUCUCCCCUUGGCCGCACUCUUCUCGACACUAGCAAGUGCACGACCCCUAGAUGCUCAAAAUCCUCGUGAUCUCGCCGCACGCUCAAGAAGCUAUACGAUCAUCAAUGUCGACGGCGGAUCAUCGACCGGAGCACCUGCACAAGCGACGACAGUUCUCAAGGAGACACAAACUGUCCAAGUCGCCAACCCUGGACCAACUGUCACACAACAAAUCACAUCCGUUGUCUAUCAGCCUGCUGCGCCGGCACCUGCCUCGACCAACUCAAGUUCUAUCUCCACAAGCAGCGCAUCGACAUCUUCGCUCGUAGCCUCUUCAACCGUUUUGGCUUCAACAUCGGCCUCGACACCCAUUGAGACAGCCAGCCCCUCAUACUACGAUAACGGUAUGUGGCACACGUAUUAUCAAGUCAAAACACCCGAAGCUGCGGUUACAGCAUCGACCGUUUCGACUUUCUCGACUUCAACCAUCUCUAAUUCGACCGUUUCAACUUCGUUAUACACGGCCCCAUCAGCGUUGCCAAUUCCAGUCCGGAGAGCUCUGGGUGGGUUUUACAACUCCACUUCUCUCUUGGCUUCGACCAUCUCGAAUUCGACCCUACCGGUGUUGCCAACCCCAGUGCGCAGAGCCCUAGGCGGGCUUUACAACUCUACUUCUCUCUCGAACUCAACCAUUUCGACUUCAACCCUACCGGUGUUGCCAACUCCUGUUGUGCGCAGAGCUCUGGGUCAGCUUUACAACUCUACUUCUCUCUCGAACUCAACCGUUUCGACUUCAACCCUACCGGUGUUGCCGACUCCUGUUGUGCGCAGAGCUCUGGGUCAGCUUUACAACACCACUUCUCUCGCUCCCGUGCGGUCUUGGAACCAGACGGCGUAUUGAGUGCGCGAAUCGAUAAUUUUCAUUCUUGAGCAUACUUAACUUAGACUGGACCAUACUACCUACUUGAUUUAUCAGUAGUAGGUUAAAGAGUACAUGAUGCAUGGGUAACGGAUAUAUGGCGGCAUUGAAAUGGCCACGGGGCUAAGCAUUUGGGACGGCGUUACGAAUCCGACGAAUCAACAGAUAGUUUCUAACGACACAUGUAUAAACAGAAAGACAAUUAGAAUAGACAAUAGACCUCUUCACACGUA
Molecule: messenger RNA, 1343 nt
Organism: Cucurbitaria berberidis CBS 394.84
Lineage: Eukaryota; Fungi; Ascomycota; Dothideomycetes; Pleosporales; Cucurbitariaceae
Exons: 1
Coding region: 193-1092 (299 amino acids)
Source: RefSeq, a predicted model, not a curated record